GCCAACUUUCACGCUGCCUCGGCGGCCCGGCCCGGCUCCGCGCCAAUGGUGGAGGCCAUAGUAGAGUUUGACUACCAGGCCCAGCACGACGAUGAGCUGACCAUCAGCGUGGGUGAGAUCAUCACCAACAUCAGGAAGGAGGAUGGAGGCUGGUGGGAGGGACAGAUCAAUGGCAGGAGAGGUUUGUUCCCUGACAACUUUGUAAGAGAAAUAAAGAAAGAGGUGAAGAAAGACCCUCUCACCAGCAAAGCUCCAGAAAAGCCCAUGCACGAAGUAGCCAGUGGAAACUCUUUGCUGUCUUCUGAAACCAUUUUAAGAACCAACAAGAGAGGAGAGCGCCGGAGGCGCCGGUGCCAGGUGGCAUUCAGCUACCUGCCUCAGAACGAUGACGAGCUUGAGCUGAAAGUCGGUGACAUCAUAGAGGUGGUGGGAGAGGUAGAGGAAGGAUGGUGGGAAGGUGUUCUCAAUGGGAAGACCGGAAUGUUCCCUUCCAACUUCAUCAAGGAGCUGUCAGGAGAGUCAGAUGACCUCGGCAUUUCCCAGGAAGAACAGCUCUCCAAGUCAAGUUUGCGGGAAACCACAGGCUCUGAGAGUGACGGCGGGGACUCAAGCAGCACCAAAUCCGAAGGUGCCAAUGGAACUGUCGCCACUGCAGCGAUCCAGCCGAAGAAAGUCAAAGGCGUGGGCUUUGGAGACAUUUUCAAAGACAAGCCAAUAAAACUAAGGCCAAGGUCGAUUGAAGUGGAAAAUGACUUUCUGCCAGUGGAAAAGACUAUUGGGAAGAAGUUACCUCCAACCACAGCAACUCAAGAAUCAUCAAAAACAGAAAUGGACAGCAGGACGAAGACCAAGGAUUACUGCAAAGUGAUAUUUCCAUAUGAGGCACAGAAUGACGAUGAAUUGACAAUCAAAGAAGGCGACAUAGUCACUCUCAUCAAUAAGGACUGCAUCGACAUCGGCUGGUGGGAAGGGGAGCUCAAUGGCCGACGAGGCGUGUUCCCUGAUAACUUCGUGAAGUUACUCCCACCGGACUUUGACAAGGAGGGCAGUAGACCCAAGAAGCCACCACCUCCAUCAGCGCCUGUCAUCAAGCAAGGGGCAGGUACCACUGAGAGAAAACAUGAAAUUAAAAAGAUACCUCCUGAAAGACCAGAAACCCUUCCGAACAGAACAGAAGAGAAAGAAAGACCAGAGAGAGAGCCAAAACUGGAUUUACAGAAGCCCUCUGUUCCUGCCAUUCCACCAAAAAAGCCUCGACCGCCCAAGACCAAUUCUCUCAACCGGCCCGGCGCGCUGCCCCCGAGAAGGCCAGAGCGACCAGCAGGUCCCCUGGGCCACACCAGGGGUGACGGUGCAAAGAUCGACUUGGUUGGCAGUGCUGUCUCCGGCUUGCUGGACAAGGAUCUCUCGGACCGCAGCAAUGACAUCGACCUAGAAGGUUUUGACUCUGUGGUGUCAUCUACUGAGAAACUCAGUCACCCAACCACAAGCCGACCAAAAGCCACGGGGAGGCGGCCUCCGUCCCAGUCCCUCACGUCUUCAUCCCUCUCAAGCCCUGAUAUCUUUGACUCUCCAAGUCCCGAAGAAGACAGAGAGGAACACGUUUCACUUGUGCACAGAGGAGCAGACGCAUCAAAGAAAACGUCCAAGACUGUUACCAUAUCCCAAGUGUCCGACAACAAAGGUUCCCUGCCACCCAAGCCAGGGGCCAUGGCUGCAGGCGGCGGCGGGCCAGCCCCACUGGCAGCAGCAGUGCCCUCCUCCCUGUCAUCCUCUUUGGGAACAGCCGGACACAGAGCCAACUCCCCGUCUCUGUUUGGCACUGAAGGAAAACCAAAGACGGAGCCUGCAGCCAGCAGCCAGGCAGCCUUGGAGGAGCUGAGGACGCAGGUCCGCGAGCUGAGGAGCAUCAUUGAGACCAUGAAGGACCAGCAGAAGCGAGAGAUUAAGCAGUUAUUGUUGGAAUUGGAUGAAGAGAAGAAAAUCCGGCUGCGGUUGCAGAUAGAAGUGAACGACAUAAAGAGAGCUCUUCAAUCAAAAUGAAUACUUGAUCAAUGAAACGUCACAUUAUUCAUCCCGAGUCUGACUGAGACUCGAAUUUUCUGCCCCAGCCAAAAUAACCUUGUGCCAAAAGAUGAAAGGUUUGCCUCCACAUGUCCCUGUUUGAAAGAUUAGCACAAAAGGCUUGAUAGCACCGCACAAGUUCCAUCCACGAGGAGAAUCUUCCCCAAGGCCUCGCCCUGGGUCCGGCACGUCCACAGAGCAAAUUGUGCUGAAGGCUUUGUCCCCUUGAGCUCUCAUGUGAAAUGAAAACUCAGGCAGUCUAGUCCAUAGUGGUACUAUUUUGAAGAUUUUUUCCAUGAAUAAAAUGUCAUUUCCGAUUCUUCGUUUACAAGCUUUAUAAGUUUUUGAUUUUGUUUUUACAUCGUGUUUUGUCACAGACGCCCCCCGCCUCCACCCGAGGCAGGAGCAGGCGGCCCCCUCCUUUAACUUCGGGCCGCACACUGGCUCGCUUUGUGUUCCCACUGAGGAUUCUAUUACAUAUGCAAUUUUAGGUCCAACCUGACCCUUCUCCCUGCCAACAAAGCCCACCACCCUGAGGUAAAUUUUAGCUUCUCUAUGAUGGUAUAUUUACAAGAUGAGAAAGAGAAAAUCUGGUAUUUGCAAUGAUUUGUGCCUUCUUUUUACCACCCUCUGGAUUGGAGCUUUUGAUGCAGCUACCAUGAUCCAAAAAAGCAAAAAGAAAAAAUGGUGUUCUUAGCCACUUACUAAAGUCCACUAGAGGCCGCUGUCUUCAGAGCUUCCCUCACCAUCGCCAAAGGUCCAAAGAGGAGACAGCUGUGAACUUGGGAGUGCUGUGUGGUCCCAGCUGUGAGUUUUCCGUUCUCCUGGUUUUCAGUUGUUCAUGAAACUAGCAAUGUCACCCCUGCUUGAUUUUCUCACCCACCGAGUUAAACCCCUGCCUCCUGUCCUUUGCACCUUUUGCGUGAGCAGAAUAUGCAUUAUUAAAAGCAAAAAUCAAUAAAGUCAAAUGCAAAUGAACACAGGG
Molecule: messenger RNA, 3049 nt
Organism: Elephantulus edwardii (Cape elephant shrew)
Lineage: Eukaryota; Metazoa; Chordata; Mammalia; Macroscelidea; Macroscelididae
Gene: SH3KBP1
Product: SH3-domain kinase binding protein 1
Exons: 18
Coding region: 46-2043 (665 amino acids)
Molecular function (GO): protein binding
Source: RefSeq, a predicted model, not a curated record